Molecule: messenger RNA, 1469 nt
Organism: Trifolium pratense (red clover)
Lineage: Eukaryota; Viridiplantae; Streptophyta; Magnoliopsida; Fabales; Fabaceae
Product: plastoglobulin-1, chloroplastic
Exons: 3
Coding region: 205-1287 (360 amino acids)
Source: RefSeq, a predicted model, not a curated record
GAUAUUUGUGAUAGCUAAUUAGCUAUCACUCCUAUUUUAUUUUAGUAUUUUAGUAAAUUAGGAUAUUCCUUUAUUUAUUUUGGGUGAUUCACACUUUCCACGAGUUCUUUGAUAUUUUCUUUUUUCCGGUGACACAUAAACAAAACAAAAAAAAGCUUCAAAAUUUUCAGUUUCAGUUUCAGUUUCCGUUUCAACCGUUUCGCGAUGUCUCUUCUCUCUUCCACUCUUCGCGUUCCUCUCAUCUUCUCCCAAAACCCUAAACCUUCUUCUCUCUCAUCUCUUCAAUCUCGAAUCUCUCUCUCUCCUCGCUCUCCACGUUUCCCUUCUCUUCGCUUCAUCGCCGCCGGCGACAUCGGCGACGCCGAUAUACCAUCUCCCAAAAUCACCGACGAGUGGGGCGAGAAAUCUGAACCUGUACCCGAAGCUAAACCGUCUUUAUCCUCCAAGGUUUCAAGUUCGGUUCCUUCCAAGAACGAGGAUGAAUGGGGGAAAGAAGCGGGAGCGGGAGCGGGAGCGGGAACUGAUGCUGGAAGCUAUAGCGAUGCCGGAAAUGGAACUUUUACUGCGGAAACUCCGGUGGAGGAGGGAGUUGGUGAUGAGAAUGAGGGGCUGAAGCGUGCUCUUGUUGAUACUGUCUUUGGGACUGAGCUUGGGUUCCGAGCUGGGUCGGAGGUUCGAGCUGAGGUAUCUGAGUUGGUGGCUCAAUUGGAAGCUGCUAAUCCUACUCCCGCUCCGGUAGAGGAACUUGAGCUUCUAAGUGGAAAUUGGGUGUUGCUGUACACAGCAUCUUCUGAACUGUUGCCCCUUCUAGCAGCAGGAUCAUUACCUUUGUUGAAGGUGGAUAAAAUCUUGCAAACAAUUGAUACUGAUAGUUUCACUAUUAUAAACUCUGUGACAUUGUCUAGCCCUGUUGCCUCAUUGUCAUUCAGUGCAUCUGCCUCAUUUGAAGUCCGAAGCCCUACAAGAGUACAGGUUACUUUCAAAGAAGGAUCAUUUCAACCUCCAGAGAUAAAGUCUAAAAUUGAUCUACCAGAAAACAUAAGUAUUUUUGGCCAAAAUAUUAGCCUAUCACCUCUGCAACAAUCUCUCGGUCCUCUGGAGGGUGUGGUGGGAAACAUAUCUCGUGUCAUUUCAGGUCAGUCACCUCUUAAGAUUCCCAUACCCGGUGAGAGGAGGGCAAGUUCCUGGCUUCUUACCACAUAUCUCGAUAAGGACUUGCGGAUAUCAAGGGGAGAUGGCGGUCUGUUUGUCCUUGCAAGAGAAGGGAGUCCCCUUCUUGAUCAGUAGGAAAGUAAUAAUCUUUUCUUUUUGAUAUUUCACCACCCCAUUUCCCUCUGCCCACCCAAAAUGUUAAAGGUAUAUUCAACAUGUAUCAUUUUUUACCUUCUCAAGCUGUUGUAUAUCUAAAGGAUACAGAACUUAUGACGUAAACCUGUCAUUCUACUAUAUACUAGAAAUCAUUGUGUUCA